AUGGCACGAUGGACAAUCACCGCAGCAGCAGCAGUGCUACUCAUCACCCUCACUCCAACACUAAUUUCGGCCGCCGUCGAGUUGCUCCCCGACUCAGCCCCGACCAUGGACUUGAUCUUCGAGGCUGAGGACAAGUACCUCGUCGAGACUAUCGAACUCAACAAGUGCCACAACACCUUCCCCCUUGCCGACACCUCCAAAUAUAACGCCAUCACUGCCCAGGAGGACGAUAUGGGCGUCAAUUUUUACAUGGACGACAAGUGUGAGGAGUAUGACUUUUCGAUCCUCUCCCAGAUCACAGAGUACCAAGGAGCUUUUGCUUCAGUGAAGUACACGGGCGAGUAUAAGGAUGCCAAAACCGGGUUCUAUGAGAACCGAGAGUUUUCCGAGACGGUCUUCCCUGACGUUGUGGGAACCCCCGAUGCUACCCCGGCGCCUGAUACCACCAACCCCAACACAGGCGCAGGAAGCGGAACUGGAACCCAUCCAGCGGAAGGCACGUCGACGGCUCUUGCGGGUCUUGCAGCGGAUGGCAGCACAACUUUCACCAACCCAAGCGUAGGAUUGGCGGUCGGUAUGGGUAUCAUUGGCACGGUUGUUGUUGCGGGUAUUGUUGCCCUCAGCGUCGUUGUCUACCGCAAAUAUGGUGGCAAGAAGGGUGGCGACGGACGAGCCUUUAUGACGCUGUCGACGGGCCGGGAUGAUUAUGAUGAAGAGACCGGACUCGCUGGCGAGAAUGGCCCUCACUCCUCUGCUCUUAUGCAGUCCCGUGUCGGUGUCUCCUUUGACGACGAGCGGUACCCUCACAACUACCGCGACGAGGCUGAGAAGAGCGACGAUGAGGAUGAGGUGGGGUUGGGCGGAUACCCCCAGGUCCCUGAAGGACCUAUCCAAUACAGCCAUGAAAAAGGAACUCUCCCUCAGAACAUCCGAGCGCCAUAA
This is a messenger RNA of Linnemannia hyalina, 942 nucleotides long. Lineage: Eukaryota; Fungi; Mortierellomycota; Mortierellomycetes; Mortierellales; Mortierellaceae. The record is from the annotation of a GenBank genome assembly.